Messenger RNA from Mycosarcoma maydis (corn smut), 1890 nucleotides. RefSeq names its product putative Na+/phosphate co-transporter. Gene Ontology annotation, cellular component: membrane. The transcript has a single exon. The record is from RefSeq and is a predicted model, not a curated record. Gene Ontology annotation, biological process: phosphate ion transmembrane transport. The coding region runs from base 1 to 1890 and encodes 629 amino acids. Lineage: Eukaryota; Fungi; Basidiomycota; Ustilaginomycetes; Ustilaginales.
AUGCCCAAGUACCACGACUAUGACUAUCUGUUUGCGUUUUCGAUGAUCGGCGCGUUCGUCAAUGCGUAUGGUAUCGGAGCGAACGAUGUGGCCAAUUCGUUUGCGACGUCGGUGUCGUCAAAAUCGCUCACGUUCCGCCAAGCGAUGGUGUGCGCUGCUUUCUGCGAGUUCCUCGGAGCGGUUCUUGUGGGUGCGCGUGUGGCAUCGACGAUCAAGAACGGCAUUAUCGACCUCGACGUCUUCAACGGCAACGCGUCGGUGGUUCUUCUCGCAUUCACCUGUUCCAUCAUCGGAUCGGCUAGCUGGCUCACGUUUGCAACUCGCAAUGCGAUGCCUGUCUCGACAACGCACACCACAGUCGGAUCGGUGAUCGGGGUGGGUAUCGCCGUCAGCGGCGCUAACGGUGUCAAGUGGGGAUGGAACGGUGUUGCUCAGAUCUUUGCUAGUUGGGGUAUCGCUCCUGCGGUCGCAGGUGUCUGUGCAGCUUGCGUUUACCUGAUCACCAAGUUGGUCGUGCUCAAGUCGCGCAACCCGGUGAUGGUGGGCUUGUGGACUGCGCCUGUCUACUUUUUCAUCGUAUCCGGUGUGCUCACCGUGUCGAUCAUCGUCAAGGGAUCGCCUUCGCUCAACUUGGACGAGUUGCCGCCGAGCACUACGAUUGCCGCGGUUCUGGGAACCGCGUCAGUAGUGGCACUGCUGUCCAUCCUCUUCUGGCUGCCUUAUGUUCAUGGAAAGGUGGUCAAGGGUGAUUACACGCUCAAGUGGUACCACUUUUUCAUGGGUCCCUUGCUGUGGAGACGACCUGCACCCGAGGAUGCGGUCACUGCCGACAUGGCUGUACCGGACUACAAGCUGCAUGACUUUGACGAGCCGGCGGAGCAGCAGGCGGUUUCGGAGCGUACGGCGGCGGCCGUACGUGCGCAGCCAGUGGUUGCUGGUGCAGCUCUGCAACGCAUCGACCAUUCCAACGACAUUGAAUCGGGUGCCAACAGCGAUACGCACGGUUCUUCGCCUUCGACCGAAGAGAAGAAUGCCAAGCUCGUGCAGCCUGGAUUCUGCAACGACAGCCCUUCGCAUCUUGCACGCGUCGAGGCUGAACUGGAAGGUGCGCACGCAUUACCUGCGGAACACACACCGGGACGACCCACACCACCGGCAUACCGUACGUUCGAAGGUAGCUGGCUGGAGCCGUGGAACCUGUACACCAUCAUUCGGUAUAACAUGCUUCCUUGGAUGUGGUACAGUGUCUCGGCGGGGUUGAGGACCGACAUUCACGCUAUGCAAGCGCACGGCUCCGAGAAGGAAAAGGCAAAGUUGCGUCAGAUGCAUGCGGUGGCUGAACAGUACGACAAUCGCGUAGAACACCUCUACUCGUUCAUGCAGGUCAUGACUGCAUGCACAGCAAGCUUCGCACACGGCGCCAACGAUGUUUCCAACGCAAUUGGACCUCUCGCUGUGGUCUACUCGAUUUGGUCCACAUCUCUGUUCCCGGAAAGCAAGGAACCCGUUCCGAUCUGGAUCCUCGCUUUUGGUGGUGCAGCCAUCGUGAUCGGUCUCGGCACGUAUGGUUGGAAGCUCAUGUCGGUGCUAGGUAACCGACUUACCAUGCACUCACCAAGCCGUGGAUUCUCCAUGGAACUCGGCGCAAGUAUCACGGUAGUCAUUGCAAGCUAUCUAGGCCUUCCUGUCUCGAGCACACAAUCUAUUACUGGCGCGACGCUCGCUGUUGGUCUCUGUAACGGUGACUACAAGGCGAUGAACUGGAAAAUGCUCGCUUGGAUCUUCUUUAGCUGGAUCCUCACUCUCCCCAUCGCUGGUUUGAUCAGCGGCUGCUUGCUCGCAAUCGUCCUCAAUGCCCCGAGCUGGUACACUCCCGCACCUGUACUUUGA